AUGAGAGACUCUAAUCAUCGAUCAUUGACGUCGAAUAAGCCGAUAGUAACAAUAACAUCUACCGUUUAUGACCGAAGAGCAUUGGAUAUCAACUCUAGCAUUCCAUUAAUAAACUCAUUAAACUACUUAACAUAUCUAACCUCAAAUUCAUCAAAAGUUAGAGAAACGGUGGCCAACGAUGGUGCCCUGGAACGAUUGGUCUCAAUAUUGAGAAGUUGUCAUUUGAGUUUAUUUGAGUUGUUGGAUUUGGAUUUAGAAGUCUUCAGUGAGCACGAAAACAUUAAGAAUUUAUGGAAAGAAAAAAGACUGGCACUAUGUGCUUGGAAAUGGACUUUAACGUUCCAGUGUUUAGUAUUAACAGGCACUAGAGGAACGGAACAAAUUCGGAAAAAAGUGGUAAUGUCUGGCGUCUUAUCUGUGCUGGUCACAGUAUUGGAUAACUAUUUACUAUAUCACAGAAAUUAUGAUUUCAUCAAAGACCAAACUAUGACUUUUGAUUUUAAAGGAAUAACCACGGAAACAAUGUAUAAAUUCAUGAGAAAAGAUGAAAAUGAAACAUAUCAACAGUAUAUAGAGUUCAUUACAGGUCAGGAUAAAUUGAAAUUGUCAAAUGAUAAAGACUUUCUAAACGAACGAUUAGUGGCACCAUCUAUGACAAUUCCAACUGAUUUUAGCGAUAUAUGGCUCCGGUUUGCAGACCUAGCUAGCAAUUUUAGUCCUGAUCGCGAAAAACAUGACAGUGAUAUUGAUAUUGGUAGUGAAACAGAAAGUAAAAAUUUUGAUGCAUAUAAGAAUUUCUUCUCACAACCGGACGUUAAUAGACCUACAAUUUCCACUCCACGUGAAUUUUUUCUCGGAAGGAUUGUCCCAAAACAAGACGACGUUAUCUGGUCGCUUCAGUUAUUAGCUUUUGUUUCUAAGUAUACGUAUAUGAAAUCAACCCUCCAAAAUGUUGAGCUGGUUGAAUCUCUAUCAUUUAGAAGUAUGGCUACCAAAAUUAAACAGAGAAUCUCAGAAGAGAACGAUUUAGAAGAACAAGAGAGAAACGUAACCGUUAAGUUUUCUUCAUUAUACCCUUAUUUAUCAAAAAAUUCUGAAAAAAAUCUUAGAGACAAGGCACCAGAUACUAGUAAGAUGGAUCCAUUUUUUAAAGAAUUGGAAGAACUUUCAUACAGAUGUCAACAAGAACAAAAUGAAAUAUCUAAUAAUCACUGUCCGGUUCUUAAUUUGUUUGAGCGCUAUCGGGUACCGAAACCUAGCGACAACAAUGCCUAUGGUAAGGAUAAGGAAAGAAUUAAUUUGAGAAAGAAAAUAUCUGAUAACUUUGAAAGGUGCUGGAGCUACGAAAAGAUGAACAAAGGAUUAACAAAUAGCGUCUGCAAAAACAAGGUACCAUCAAAUGUUGUAAACAUCUUUCCUUUAGUCGAGAAAUAUACUGUGAGUACAGAAAAUACACAUGACAUCAUAUACUGGAGUUCUGUCAUUAUGAGGAAUUCCUGCCGAAAAAAUGAAAUUUUAGGUGUACGUCAAUGUGCCAAUUUUUCAUGCGGAAAAUGGGAAGAUUUUCCCAGACAAUUUGCAAAAUGUCGUCGAUGUAAAAGGACAAAGUAUUGCUCAAGAAAGUGUCAAUUAAAAGCAUGGGGCUAUCAUAGGUAUUGGUGUCACGAAGUUGGGUCAAGUCAUAUGAGAUCCACGAAUACCACCACAGGCGUCAAUACCCCAAAUGAGCCGAGUUCCUUAAACACCACUGCUACUACUGCAGCUGAUGUUUCGAAUUCUACCAGUACUUUCACGCCUAAUAUAUCCACCACCGUACCUGAUGAAAUAAGCAAUACGGAUGAAAAUAGCAUACCUGAGUAA
Molecule: messenger RNA, 1860 nt
Organism: Saccharomyces paradoxus
Lineage: Eukaryota; Fungi; Ascomycota; Saccharomycetes; Saccharomycetales; Saccharomycetaceae
Gene: MUB1
Product: MYND-type zinc finger protein MUB1
Exons: 1
Coding region: 1-1860 (619 amino acids)
Biological process (GO): ubiquitin-dependent protein catabolic process; establishment or maintenance of cell polarity
Cellular component (GO): MUB1-RAD6-UBR2 ubiquitin ligase complex
Source: RefSeq, a predicted model, not a curated record